AUGAAUACGCAAAACGAAAACAGUUCGGAUUCAGGUUCAAGCGAUACCACUUCGGAUUCAAUUUCAUCAUCAAGUUCUGAUACAUCUGAAGAACAAACUAAUCAAGAUAUGAAUUAUGAAUCCAAUGAAAGCGAAGACGAAUUAACAAUGGAAGAAAAUUUUCCUCCACCAGAAGACAAUGACAGACAUAGCACGGCUGUAGACAAUGAUCAUCCUUUUAUUCGACCUCGAAGACAACAGCACGCAAGUUCUGGAACUCUAAAUGAUACACAGAUGUUCCUGAAAGCUAGCGCUAUGAAAAUUCCAGCUAUGUCAAAGAAAACAGACCCAAAAGAACAGCAGCGCGAGUGGAAAAAAUAUAAAGACACGAUUAAACAAUUCUUCUCGAUUGCUAGUGGAUUUGACACGGCUAAAAGCAAGUUAUCUUACAUGAAAUUGUUCUGUGGUGAAGAAAUUCGUGACGCACUUUUGAGAGUUAAAAUUAAAAAAUCAAACAAAACGGAAAAACAAAAAUUCAAAGAUAUUAUUGAAACUUUGGACAACCAUUUUGAUGCCGGAAUAAACACACAGGGAUUCUUGAAAGAUUUUUAUAACACAAAACAAAACGAGUCAGAAAGUUUUGUAAAAUUUAUCCAUCGAUUAAAAAACGCAGCUAUUGAUGCCGAGAUAAGUCAAAAGAAUUUCGAAGAUGCAAUCAUAGUUCAAGCAGUAGCAGGUACAAGAAUCAAUAAGCUUAAAUCGGCAGACGUUUACUCGAAGAAAACACUUAAAGAACUGGAACAACUAGCAACUACAUUUGAAAUGGAUGAAAAAGGGAAUAAGGAAAUGGAAUCGGUAAAAGACGAUGAAACAAAACGUGAAGUUUUAGCUGUGGGAAAUUACCAACAAGGUAGAAACGUUGCAACAAGCUAUCAAAGAUUCCCACAACGAGGUAGAGGAAACUAUUAUCAUUACGAGCGUCCCUAUUCACGUCCACAAGGAAACGAUGACUUUAAAUAUGGAAGAGGCAUGCGAGGUCGGUACCGUUAUCGUGGCAGAGGCUACGCUUAUGGAAAUCAGUUCUCAAACAAAAAUGAUCAGAGAUGCUAUAACUGCAAUAGAGCAGGUCACAUCGCACGUAAUUGCUUAUUCCGGGUUAACAAUGUCGAGGAAAAAACCGUCAAAAAGCACGACGAGUUAAUCGAGAUAAUUUCAUUGGGUAAAACUGACAAAAGCAUCGAAAUACUAAUUGACACAGGCUCAGAAGUAAAUACGAUAACGGUUGAAGAUUGGAAAAGCUUAGCGGAACUUAAAGAAGCCAGAUUAUUUAACAUAAAAGUUGGAAAUGACGGCGAAAAUCUAUCGGGAUACGGUGGCGGAAGAUUAACAGUUAUAGCGUCAUUUUGGACCACAAUUCAAACAAAAUUGGGAAACGAAAGUUUUGAAAAGUUUUACGUGAUUCAGGAAGCAAAAAUUGGUCUACUCUGCUAUGAAACAGCGAUGAAACUCGGACUCAUUAAAAGAAUUUCAAAGGUAUCGGCAAAACAAAUUUUAACGUUGAAAAAAUCAACAGAAGAAAUGAAACUAACACCUUUUCCCGUAAUGCCUAUUAAACCGAUUGUGUUGAAACUCAAAGCAGAUGCAGUUCCAAAUAGAUGUUGUAGUUAUCAGAUUCCUUUACCUCUAAGGGAAAGAGAAGAGGUAGCAAUCAUAAAUCCUCAACCUGGAAACAUGGGAUCAACCUAUCAGCCAAAAUGGUAUAAAGUCAUCAGACGGGAUAAAGCAGACAUAUAUUUGGAAAACGGAAACACAGAAUUGAGAAGAAAUAUCGGAGACGUUAUAAUAAGACCAGCACGGGAAAGCACAUCACUAAUUAAUCCGCCUUCAUUUCUUUACAGCCAGGAACACGAGGUAAACUUAACUCCACCACCUGCAAAACGGAUCAGACGAGAGAACCCGAAGUACAAUGAUCCAGACUUCACAAAAUAA
Clunio marinus is the source of this 1968-nucleotide messenger RNA. The record is from the annotation of a GenBank genome assembly. NCBI's taxonomy places the organism in Eukaryota, Metazoa, Arthropoda, Insecta, Diptera, Chironomidae.